Messenger RNA from Stegastes partitus (bicolor damselfish), 975 nucleotides. RefSeq names its product orthopedia homeobox a (gene otpa). The coding region runs from base 1 to 975 and encodes 324 amino acids. The record is from RefSeq and is a predicted model, not a curated record. The transcript has 3 exons. Lineage: Eukaryota; Metazoa; Chordata; Actinopteri; Pomacentridae. Gene Ontology annotation, molecular function: DNA-binding transcription factor activity, RNA polymerase II-specific; DNA binding. Gene Ontology annotation, biological process: neuron differentiation; regulation of DNA-templated transcription.
AUGCUAUCUCAUGCCGACCUCCUGGAUGCUCGCCUCGGGAUGAAGGAUGCCGCGGCGGAGCUCCUGGGCCACAGGGAGGCUUUGAAGUGCAGGCUCGGCGGCGGGGGACCUGACCCGGGACACUCCGGGGAGCUCGGCCCGGGCCCGGACGGCGUGGAAGGGGCCACGAUGCUCCCGGGCGACGAUAUCAGCAGCGGCGGAGGAGCCAACCCGGUGCAGGUGAACAACAAGGAGCAGGAGAAGCAGCAGCAGCAGCAACAGCAACAGCAGAACAGCAGCAACCCGAACCAGUCCGGAGGGCAGCAGAGCCAGAAACAGAAGCGGCACCGGACCCGCUUCACUCCGGCGCAGCUCAACGAGCUGGAGAGGAGCUUCGCCAAGACGCACUACCCAGACAUCUUCAUGCGGGAGGAGCUGGCGCUGAGGAUCGGCCUGACGGAGUCCAGAGUGCAGGUCUGGUUCCAGAACCGACGCGCUAAGUGGAAGAAGCGCAAGAAGACCACCAAUGUGUUCCGCGCUCCGGGGACGCUCCUGCCGACGCACCACGGUCUGCCCCAGUUCCCGUCCGCCGCGGCUGCAGCAGCGGCCAUGGGAGACAGCCUCUGCUCCUUCCACGCCAACGACACCCGCUGGGCCACGGCAGGGAUGCCCGGCGUGUCUCAGCUGCAGCUACCGCCGGCUCUGGGCCGGCAGCAGGCCAUGGCGCAGUCCCUGUCUCAGUGCAGUCUCGGCGCCGGGCCGCCGCCCAACUCCAUGGGUCUAUCCAACAUGUCGUCGAACGGCUCCGGGCUGCAGUCGCAUCUCUACCAGCCCACUUUCCCCGGAAUGGUACCCGCGUCCCUGUCCGGCCCCACCAACGUGACCGGCUCGCCUCAGCUGUGUAGCUCCCCGGACAGUGACGUCUGGAGAGGGACAAGCAUCGCGUCGCUGCGCCGCAAAGCGCUGGAGCACACAGUAUCCAUGAGUUUCACUUAG